Molecule: messenger RNA, 1671 nt
Organism: Austrofundulus limnaeus
Lineage: Eukaryota; Metazoa; Chordata; Actinopteri; Cyprinodontiformes; Rivulidae
Gene: prdm10
Product: PR domain containing 10
Exons: 7
Coding region: 355-1290 (311 amino acids)
Source: RefSeq, a predicted model, not a curated record
GGAAGAGGUCAAAUCCCAUUGGUCACUUCGAAUGGGAAUUUUCUGAUUGGCCAGUAUGUACAGCUGCUAAAUUUUGUAAAAAUAUGCUAUUUAGUUAAGAAAACCCUAGCAGAAGCAAAUACAACAUAAUUAAAAUAUUAAUCUAAAACGAUAUCUUAUCAUAUUUAGUAAAAAAAAAAAACAGUGUUUUAAAACAGCUCAUGGAGUCUCUGCGCCUCUAUUCACACCAACUAAUCAGAGGCCGCGCUCCGGCGUGUUGCUAGGCAGAUUAUGUUAAUGUUUGCAACGCAGCCGUGUUUGCAGCUACCAUUCUGAGGAGAGAAGUGACUGGGUCGGGCCUGCUGCUGCGUUGCCAUGGAAAACAAGCAGGAAGCGUCGGCCGUCUGGAGUCAGACCGUCAACAAUGACUCGAGCAACCCCACUCAGGUGCAUUUCGAGGGCGGAGCCGUGGCCCAGAUCGUGUACGGCGGGGAGCGGGCGGACCGGGCGGAGCAGCAGGUGGUCUACACGGCGGACGGGAGCUCCUACACCUCCGUGGAGUCUGCGGAGCACACGCUGGUCUACAUCCACCCUGCGGACGGCGCUCAGACCGUGUUCGCCGACCAGCCGCAGGUGGCCUACAUCCAGCAGGACGGCACCACUCAACAGGUGACGGUGCUGCUGCCCGGAGGUCAGAACAUGAACGCCGCCAACCUGCACGUUCUCAGUAACGUGGCGGACGCUCCACCGGCCAUGCUGGAGCCGGACUCUCAGGAGCCGCUGUCCGCCUCCAACUCCCUGGCAGACAUGGCGGACAUCACGGACCCCCCCACCAGCCCGCUCGGCGCCACGGACUCCACCGAUGACUCCGACGAGGUGGAGGACGAAGACUCAGACCUAGACGACUGGGACCUGCUGCAGCCUCCGGCGUUCGACCCUCACAGCCUCUGGUGCGAGGAGUGCAACUGUGCCAACCCCUCAGAGUGCCCCCUCCACGGUCCCCUGCAUCCCGUCCCCAACCGGCCCGUCCUGUCCAAGGCCCGGGCCAGCCUGCCUCAGAUCCUCUACAUCGACCGCUUCCUGGGCGGGGUGUUCUGCAAGAGGCGCAUCCCGAAGCGCACGCAGUUCGGUCCGGUGGAGGCGCCGCUGGUGCCGCAGAGCGAGCUGCAGGAGCACUUCUUCCACCUGAAGGUGAGUCUGAGCUCAGGUAGAGCAAACGCUGAGUCAGCAGCUGAGUCACUCUGUGAACUUUCUGUUGUUUUAGCUGCUCACAGAUCUGCUGAAGUCAUUCAGGAAAGAGGAGGGCGAUAACAAAUAGUUUCAAAACAUUUUACUUUGUGAUAUUUUCCAAUAAAAAACUGAUCUAUUCAAAAACGUCUGCUACUAUUAGUUUUAAGCAACUGUUCUGCUACUAUUAGCUUUAAGUACUCUUCUGCUACUAUUAGCUUUAAGCAACUGUUCUACUACUAUUAGCUUUAAGCAACUGUUCUGCUACUUUUAGCUUUAAGCAACUGUUCUGCUACUAUUAGCUUUACGCAACUGUUCUGCUACUAUUAGCUUUAAGCAACAGUUCUGCUACGUUUAGCUUUAAGCAACUGUUCUGCUACGUUUAGCUUUACGCAACUGUUCUGCUACUAUUAGCUUUAAGCAACUGUUCUGCUACUAUUAGCUUUAAGCAACUGUUCUGCUACU